UUUAAUUUAUUAAUAUAUUUUUUUUUAUUCACUGAAGGAAAGGAAUUAUCAGAGAAAGAAAAUAUUUACCUAUUGGCGAAUAGCAAGUCCGUGAGUUCCCAAGGACCUUGCGGGAAAAGCAUGACAGGCAUUUUUUGCAGAGAUCCGUGCCAAUUGAGUUACUGGGACGGUGUCCAUUCAUACGGGAAUUGAAGGCCAAUGCAUCUGGUACGUCCGGUAUGGGGGCUAUUAUGGGGGAAGAAGGUGUGGGAAAGGCGAAGUCAAGGCAUAAAUCGACUGACUGAGUUACUGACUUUACUGACUUUCUUUCGGCUGGCCGGAGCUCCUUCCCCGCUUCACCUCUCUUUGUUCUGGCACACCCUAAGGAGAGCAAAGUACCAAUUGUGAUGGUCGGAUGCGUCGAUUGCCAUGGCAGUCUGUGGGGGGUGGAUAAGAGGGUCUCUCAGGACUCAGGAGGGAGUACUUUGAUCACGUCAUGGCCUCAUGAACCCCAGUUCUGUCUGAUGUGCCAUGCUACUCCGUACGUUGAUGAACUGCGUGGUUUAUCCUAUCCCCUUAUCUCACUGAGCGGGCCACUGGAGCAUCACGAAGCCGUCCCGUGGGAGUGGUGAAGAGUCGUUGGAACCGUCGGGUAAGAAGA
Aspergillus neoniger CBS 115656 is the source of this 640-nucleotide messenger RNA. RefSeq lists its product as uncharacterized. The record is from RefSeq and is a predicted model, not a curated record. Lineage: Eukaryota; Fungi; Ascomycota; Eurotiomycetes; Eurotiales; Aspergillaceae. The coding region runs from base 387 to 611 and encodes 74 amino acids. The transcript has a single exon.